Molecule: messenger RNA, 570 nt
Organism: Saccharomyces paradoxus
Lineage: Eukaryota; Fungi; Ascomycota; Saccharomycetes; Saccharomycetales; Saccharomycetaceae
Exons: 1
Coding region: 1-570 (189 amino acids)
Source: RefSeq, a predicted model, not a curated record
AUGAGAUUUCAAAGUCCAAUUUUUAUAGAGAAAUUAACGAAAGUCGUUUUCGUCGUUUCUUCUGGAGUAUAUUUCAUGACACCACCAUUAUAUAAUCUGCAUGAAAAAUAUCCAAAAGUUAUCAUCCUUAAGAUCGUAGAGAUGGCCCUACAAUCGGUAACAAUUUUACUUUUGAUUAUAUUUUUCUUUUCAUGCUGGAAGAACGGUCAUUUUAGAAAUGAAAAUAAAGAAAAGCCAAAAAGAUGUUCAAAGAUGAUAUGUUCCAGUUGUGCUGCUAGAAGAAGGAAUCCUAAAUGGUUCCAGCUAAAGUAUUUGCUGCUCACACUAUUACUAUUCGCUUUCGGUCUUUAUCCGCUUAUUAAAAUCCAAGGAUUUUUCGAAAUUGACCAAAGCAUUAAUUUAUAUCGACUAUCUCAGCUAUUCGGAUGGCAAGUGAGCUGGAUAUCUAGUGCAGUCUUACUCUCCUUUUUUUGCAACGAGUUGAGCUUACAUAGUGGGCCCGUUGAAGAGGAUGGAUAUGUCAAUGAGAAGGAAGCGAUUUUUAAAAGCACAACGGGGCAACAGGUUUAG